This is a messenger RNA of Papilio machaon (common yellow swallowtail), 3016 nucleotides long. RefSeq lists its product as uncharacterized. NCBI's taxonomy places the organism in Eukaryota, Metazoa, Arthropoda, Insecta, Lepidoptera, Papilionidae. The coding region runs from base 1 to 2304 and encodes 767 amino acids. The transcript has 9 exons. The record is from RefSeq and is a predicted model, not a curated record.
AUGAAGAAAAGGUCAAUUCCAGAGAACACCAUGAGGAUUAUAUUUAGUUUAUUGAUAGUGGUGUGUGCGGCCAAUGCUGCAAAGAAAUUUGAGGGAACAUUGAGGUCAGCGGCAGACGCCCCACCUCAAGAUAACCUUGCUGUAGAAUCUGCAUCACCAGAACCCGCUGUGGUUGAUGCACCUCAAGAAUAUAAGAACCAGGAAGCACCACCUCCUCCUCCACCACCUAAACCGGAAGCAUCUGAAACAGCUGACUCAGCCGACACACCUGACGAAGCGGAUGAAGUAGAAGAGCCGCAACAGCCGGCAACUGCCCCGGAAACCGCAUCCGGCGGUGUUCCACCCUCAGCACCCAGUGGUAUCUCCGCUCCGUCGGCACCUGCAAAUUCGCUCGAAGAAUGUGAUCCCGAAAUGAUUGGAUUCGAGCUUGUUACCGGAUAUGUGUUUUCGGCACCAUCUCAUAUUCUCGAUGAUAUCCCCGGGACCCUCAUGCUGACAGAUUGCUUGGAACAAUGUCAGGCCAACGAUACAUGUCGCGCCGUCAACUAUGAAACCGGUCUAUGCGUACUAUUCAGUUCAGAUGCCGACCAAUUACCAGGAGCAUUGACGAAGUCACAAUUCCCGGUCUUCACGAUCUACGCACAAAAGUCUUGUCUGGGCGUACGACCAUGUGAACGCGCGUGGUGUUUCGACCGAGUUCGUGGCUAUCAUCUUAAAGGAAGAGGCAAAAGGACGCACACAGUUGGAUCAAGGCAAAUGUGCUUGGACCUAUGUCUUGGUGAAAAUGAAUUUGUAUGCAGAUCGGCAAACUACAAUAACAAAACCGGAGAAUGUGUUUUAUCUAACAUGGAUCGAAUUACUUUGGCUGGCACUAAUUCUUUCCAACCUAACGAAGACACUGACUAUUUGGAAAACAAUUGCGUGGAGGAACCAACCAAAUUGUGUGAGUUUAAGAAGAUGGGAGGACGCAUAUUGAAAACUGUGGACUCUGUAUAUCAAGAUGUGCAAACUAUUGAAGAGUGCCGAGAAUUAUGUUUAAACUCGCCUUUCCGUUGUCAUUCAUACGACCAUGGAGACACCGGUGACCAUGUAUGCCGUCUUUCUCAUCAUUCGCGUGCUACUCUUGCCGAUAUUCAGGAUCCUUACUUAGAAGUCCCUGAAGCCGCCACGUAUGAAUUGUCCUCGUGCUACAAUGUCUCCAUUGACUGUCGUGCAGGCGACAUGGUAGCUCGUAUUCAGACAUCGAAACUUUUCGACGGUAAAAUCUAUGCUAAAGGUAGCCCGAACUCCUGCGUUGUUGAUGUCAAGCAAAGCCUCGAGUUUGAAUUACAUAUGGGAUACGAUAACAUCGAAUGCAACGUCAAGCAAAACGGACUUGGAAGAUAUUUAAAUGAUGUCGUUAUUCAACAUCACGAUACUAUCGUCACAUCUUCCGAUCUUGGUCUGGCUGUCACAUGUCAAUACGACUUGACUAACAAAACCGUUGCAAAUGAAGUCGACCUUGGAAUCCACGGCGAUAUUCACACUGGUCUGUCUGAAGAAGUUAUUGUCGAUUCACCUAACGUUGCUAUGAGAAUUACCGACAGGAACGGAGACGAUACAAUUGCUUCUGCUGAAGUUGGAGAUCCCUUGGCCCUUCGUUUCGAAAUCAUGGACCAGAACUCUCCUUUCGAAAUUUUUGUCCGGGAACUGGUUGCUAUGGACGGCGUCGACUCAAGCGAAAUUACUCUCAUCGACAGCGACGGUUGCCCUACGGAUCACUUCAUUAUGGGACCCUUGUUCAAGUCUGCACCAAGCGGGAAGAUGCUGUUAUCUCACUUCGACGCGUUCAAGUUCCCCUCAUCGGAGGUUGUGCAAUUCCGUGCACUGGUAACACCUUGCAUGCCAACUUGCGAGCCAGUCCAGUGCGACGGUGGACCCAAUGAACUCCGAUCGGUCAUGUCGUACGGUCGCAGGAAGAGGCGUUCCACCCCGGCUUCUCCACAAGAAAAAAUGCUUCUCGUCCAAAAUAUUCAAGUCACCGACAAAUUUGGUUUCGAUAAGCAACGUGCCAAGAACACUACUGAAGAUUCAGUAUAUGUAAGAGAGACCGACGUUACCUGCGUUAAUGCAGCGGGAGCCAUGCUAGCAGCGGCUGCGUUCUUAGCAGCUCAAUUGGUUGUACUCGCCGCAUGGACUUGCAGCUGGCAACGACGCCGCGCCGCGGCUAAGGCAGCUGAACUUCUUCCCGGACCUAACGCGCCAUCGGCACUUUGCAAAGUCUAUGACCCCAGCUUUUCUCGUGCACAUCAGAGGCACUUUUGAAUAGCUAAGGUGUGUCGACGUGAGCUGCGUCCGCAAUAAUAGUUAUAAUAUAUUAGUGUAAGAGCCCCCGUCGAGUCCUAGCUCUGAAAGGUGAUAAUGUUUGUUGCCUUUUUUGUAGCAUAAGACAAAGAUAGCGGUUUAAAUGGUAGUAUCUGAGCGCCCCCGCAUCACGUGUUUCGUACGAGCAGGAGUUGCGGUUGGCGCGGCACGGAGACGGGGACGACCAUAUGGGCGUGCGCGAAUGUGGAUGGAUGUAAGACUCAACAUGUAGUAUGUCAUUUGAUUGAAAUUUCUGUACGAGGUCGCCUGCUUGUCCCCAUCUCCGGAGUUGCAGAUGGGACGCAGCCGUGAGUCGUUAUCAAGAUCACGUCGCUCAUUCGUUCACUUUACGCUCGGUCAUCUUCGAUGAAGUCCGAGGACGUAUUGUACCAUAUUAUAAACUAGCAUAAGCCUGAUUUUAAUAUACAGUAGGAUUAAGUUGAAAGUAAAAUUUCAGUACCUUUUAAGUAGAUAACCGAACGUGCGACCUAAGUCAACAAGUGAUGGAUUGACGGCCGUCCCAACAUCGUAAUUUAUUCAAUCUAGGAUAAUUUCUUUUUUACUUAUUUCUAUUUGAAAUCAAAUUAUAUUUAUGGAAUAUAUUAAAUUAAAACUAAAAUAAGUCGUUUUCGGCUUAGACCUAAUAAAGUAUUUUUACAUGAUACUAGUGCCU